Messenger RNA from Thalassophryne amazonica, 3366 nucleotides. It is a transcript of the gene supt20h, whose product is annotated as SPT20 homolog, SAGA complex component. Bases 194 to 2710 code for a protein of 838 amino acids. Gene Ontology annotation, cellular component: SAGA complex. The record is from RefSeq and is a predicted model, not a curated record. NCBI's taxonomy places the organism in Eukaryota, Metazoa, Chordata, Actinopteri, Batrachoidiformes, Batrachoididae. The transcript is spliced from 24 exons. Gene Ontology annotation, molecular function: transcription coregulator activity. Gene Ontology annotation, biological process: regulation of transcription by RNA polymerase II.
GAAGAAAAUGGCUGCUGCUGCGACUUUUUUUCAAUGAAGACACUGAUGUUUAAAUUUCAUUUCGUUUCCUUGCAUUGGAGUUACGGUCAACUGCUAUGCAACCGAGAAGGGUGUGAAUGGUGACUUUAGGAAGGUGACAGUGUGGGGCAGACAGCAUCGUCUUGCAUCGCCUGGCAGCUGGCGGUGGAUCACAAUGCAACAAGUUUUGGAAUAUGCACUGGAUCGAGCCGAGUAUAUUGUUGAAAGUGCUCGACAGCGACCAGCCAAAAGAAGAAUUUCAUCUAGUGGGAGAAAGAGUUUGUACCAGAAACUCUAUGAGCUGUACAUAGAGGAAUGUGAGAAAGAGCCAGAAUUAAAGAAUUUGAGGAGAAAUGUGAAUCUUUUGGAGAAGUUGGUGUCUCAGGAGUCAAUAUCGUGUCUAGUGGUCAACCUUUACCCUGGGAAUGAAGGCUACUCUCUAAUGCUCAGGGGCAAGAAUGGAUCUGACUCUGAAACCAUCCGCUUACCAUAUGAAGAAGGAGAAUUGCUGGAGUAUCUGGAUGCUGAGGAGUUGCCUCCUAUUCUGGUGGAUCUGUUGGAGAAAUCACAAGUCAACAUCUUUCACUGUGGUUGCGUAAUAGUAGAGGUGAGAGACUUCAGGCAAUCGAGCAAUACCAAGAUGCCUACUUAUCGGAGCAGACAUGUUCUCCUGCGGCCAAGCAUGCAGACUCUGAUCUGUGAUGUCCAUGCAAUGACCAGUGACCACCACAAGUGGACACAGGAUGACAAAUUGCAGUUGGAGAGUCAGUUGAUUUUAGCCACAGCAGAACCCUUGUGUCUGGACCCCUCCAUUUCUGUGACCUGCACAGCCAAUCGCCUGCUCCACAACAAGCAGAAAAUGAAUACUCGUUCCAUGAAACGCUGCUUUAAGAGGCAUUCUCGAGCUGCUCUCAAUAGGCAGCAGGAGUUAUCCCACUCACCUGUGCCACCACAGUUACGACUUUAUGACUACCUACAAAGGAGGAAAGAAAGGAAACCUGCUCCUUUUAUAGACCUCAAAAUCUCCAAGAAUGGAAAUUGUGUCGACAUGUGGAAACAGAACAACUGCCAACUUUCUACACCGAAGGAAAUUGAUGUGGAGAAGUACGCUGUGGUUGAGAGAUCCUUGCAGUUGGAGGACUCUCAGCCUACUGUGAUCUGGCCUGCUGAGGAAAUUGUAGAUGACUAUACAUUUGAAUGCGAAGUGGGGGGUCAAUCCCAGAGGACCAAGGUGUCCAUCUUCCAGUCAAUGGGAGACCCACUGGUGUAUGGAAAGAUCUACUGUGCUAAAGAACCAAAAGCAGAGGAGGACAACUCAGACCUAAAGCUGAUACAUCCCCCAUUCCUCAUAGGCUCAAAAAUAGAUGCAGACCGGUUUCUUAAUCAGUACAAAGGUGUAUAUGAGAGGGAUGUGAAAUGUCAGGUUAAGAUGUCCCAUAACUCAGGCAGCAUGGGACAGGGGCCCCCGUCUCCUAGCAAAGAUAUUGAGGCUGAUGGUUUUUCUGCACUGGUCCAGACGUCUGUGUUGGGAAAAGGUGUGAAGCACCGGCCCCCUCCGAUCAAAAUGCCUUCAGGAUCAGGCAGCAGCUCCUCAGGUAAUUCACAUAGUUCCCAAGCCACCAGUGGUCUCCUUAAGUGUCCUACGCCUCCUCCAGCCAAAAACCAGUCUCUGAACAAGAAGCACUCCAUAGAGUUGGGCCAGAUAGGCCUGCUUUCUCCUGCCUCCCUCUCUCCUAUGGGUUCCACACAGAGAUCGGGGACUCCCAAGCCAUCUACCCCCACGCCCACCAACACGCCAUGCUCAACCCCACACCCUGCUGAGUCUCUCGGUGUUCCUCUCUCAGUGACACCUGCGCCUUCAGAUACUGCCAUGGUUCAGAACCAAUCACAACCUGCCCUCCUCGCCCCCUUUACCCAGCAGCAACUGGCCAUGAACCAGGGUUUGCCUGUCAUGACCAUUCCCCUGCCUACUAUGGGUACAUCUAUGACCACUGGAACCACUUCAUCACAGGUCAUGGCUAAUCCUGCAGGCUUAAAUUUCAUCAUGAGCUCUGUCUGUAGUCCCCAGACCCUCAUGAGUGGCUCCAACCCCAUGCUUGGUCCAGGCUUGAACCUUAGUGGAAUCCUUCCACCGGGAGGAUUAAUGCCCACCAUGCAGUCCACAGCACAGACUGGAAGUCCUUUUGGCCUGAACAACAGUGCUGGAUUGAGGCAACUGAAUCUCCUGCAGAUCCCCACUGGUCCUCUCAUCUUUAACUCUCUGCAGCAGCAACAGCAGCAGCAGCAGCAGCAGCUGUCUCAGUUCUCCCCACAGCAGAGCCAGUCAGCCACCUCCAGUCCCCAACAGCAGGGGGAGACGGGUGAUCAAGGGUCAGAUCAAAGUUUAGGAAACCAGCAAACAGCGGUCAUCAACCUGGGAGUUGGGGGCUUCAUGUCAUCACCGGCAGCAGUGCUGUCCCAGUUGGGCUGUGGGCUGGACAGGUCUGGGCCCCCGCUGCCUUCUCCAAGGCUUCAGCAGCAGCACCAGCCGCAGAUUCAAUUGCAAUUCUUGCAGCACCAAAUGCAACAGCAGCAGCAGCAAAUGGCUAUGGGGGCAGCAGUACCUCAGGGGGGAGCGCCACGGCAACAUACCGCCAGCCAACCAAGAAGUAAGAGGAAGAGGAGCACGCCGCAGCCCCUCCCCAAGUCGUGAUAGUCUAACAUGAGACUUGAAUCUCUUCACCCAGCUACACAAGGACAUGAAUGAUCCAUACUGUGCUCUUUGCCUGCCUCACUAUGAAGCCUGCAGACAAAAAAAAAAGACAUUUUGUCCUUUUUGUUUUUCUAGCUGACAGUUUGUAUGUAAUGGUUGUCUGAGGUUUUGAUGAACCAAAAACUGCAUCAACCAUAGAUGAUUGGGGUGGGGGGGUUAAAACAAUUCCUAAGCUUAAAGAACCUGACUGAUAUAUUUUGAGAAGAAAAUAUGGUUCUCGUGAGCUGUGGGCUUCUGCAAUGACGUUUCCCCUUCAUGCUGACUUUUCUCAGUGGAGGCCACGUGACUGAGGGGGUGCACUCGUUGGGGAUUCCUCAUAAUCCUGAUCCCCCCCACCCCAAGUAGAAACUGCCCUUUAAGCACGGACCCCGCCCCCCACCAUCCACCACCCCCAAGUGUGCUUAUUAACACCAAAUCCGCCACUGAACCAUGUGACAUGUGAGAAUGCAAAUCUGACCUUGAAGUAGUGCCUGGGGAAGCCCCCCUACCUCUCAGUCUGUUGGAAGUCUGUUAAUAAUCCCGGCACAGGGUUCAACUGAGGAUUUAAGAUCAACAUGUAAGAUGGUGCAUCUGCUUUUGUACAGCACAUUUUGAAA